This is a messenger RNA of Synchiropus splendidus (mandarinfish), 5702 nucleotides long. RefSeq names its product regulatory-associated protein of mTOR. Lineage: Eukaryota; Metazoa; Chordata; Actinopteri; Syngnathiformes; Callionymidae. The coding region runs from base 392 to 4468 and encodes 1358 amino acids. The transcript is spliced from 36 exons. Gene Ontology annotation, molecular function: protein binding; protein-macromolecule adaptor activity. The record is from RefSeq and is a predicted model, not a curated record. Gene Ontology annotation, biological process: cellular response to starvation; positive regulation of cell growth; TORC1 signaling. Gene Ontology annotation, cellular component: cytoplasm; TORC1 complex.
AAGAUGGCGGCGCCCUUGCAGAAGUGCUGAAGAAGUGCCUCCGGUUAUCAUUCUUGAAAUUCCUAGGGAUAUCCGGCAAGUCCUUGACUUCAGCCUCCUUCUUGUGCCGUCCAGACGAACCCGGCUGUCCAACAGCGUUAGCGGUGCCUGGCGUUGCUGUGUUGGACAGUGAGUGUGGAGAUGGGCCUGGUGUUCAACUGCUUCCCUUAGCGAGGGUCCACGGAUAGUGCCGCCGCACAGACCCUUCCUCUCCGGCUUGGAAGCCUUUCACCUGCUCUACCGGCUCUGGACGCUGCCCUACAACUUUCUUGCCAGGAUAGUUUCUGUCAUCGUCCGGAGACGGAGAGGUUCCCCAGCUCGUGCGGCUAAUCCCACCGAACCGAGUGCUCAAAUGAAAAUGGAUGCGGACUUGAUUCACUUGCCAGUCGCUGGCCUGGCUGAGGAAGAAGAGGCUGACAUGAAUGAUUGGAAACUUCCUCUUGCCUUCAUGAAGAAACGUCAUUCAGAAAAAAUUGAAGGUUCGAAAGCUUUAGCACAGAGCUGGCGGAUGAAGGACCGGAUGAAGACCGUGAGUGUGGCCUUGGUGUUAUGUCUCAAUGUGGGAGUUGACCCACCAGACGUGGUCAAGACUUCCCCCUGUGCCAGACUGGAAUGUUGGAUUGAUCCUUUGUCCAUGAGUCCUCAAAAAGCCUUGGAGACCAUUGGGGGCAACCUGCAGAAGCAAUAUGAAAACUGGCAACCUAGGGCUCGUUACAAACAGAGUCUGGACCCCACGGUGGACGAAGUGAAGAAGCUCUGCACUUCUCUCAGACGGAAUGCCAAAGAGGAACGAGUGUUGUUCCACUACAAUGGCCAUGGAGUGCCCCGUCCUACUGUGAACGGGGAGAUUUGGGUUUUUAAUAAGAACUACACCCAGUACAUACCUCUGUCCAUCUACGACCUGCAGACAUGGAUGGGGAGCCCGUCAAUAUUUGUCUACGACUGCUCGAAUGCAGGAAUCAUCGUCAAGUCCUUCAAACAGUUUGCCCUGCAAAGAGAGCAGGAACUGGAGGUUGCAGCCAUCAAUCCCAGCCACCCACUUGCUCAAUUACCACUGCCACCCUCCAUGAAGAACUGUAUUCAGCUGGCUGCCUGUGAGGCCACUGAGCUGCUACCUAUGAACCCUGACCUUCCAGCUGACCUCUUCACAUCCUGUCUCACAACACCCAUCAAGAUAGCUCUUCGUUGGUUCUGUAUGCAGAAAAGUGCCAAGUUGGUGCCAGGGGUGACGUUAGACCUCAUUGAGAAAAUCCCAGGCAGACUCAAUGACCGUCGAACUCCCCUUGGAGAGCUCAACUGGAUUUUCACAGCCAUCACUGACACCAUCGCUUGGAAUGUGCUGCCCAGAGAUCUGUUCCAGAAGUUGUUCCGCCAGGAUCUCCUCGUGGCCAGCUUGUUUCGCAACUUCCUCUUAGCUGAGAGGAUAAUGAGGUCAUACAACUGUACGCCGGUGAGCAGCCCACGUCUCCCACCAACGUACAUGCACGCCAUGUGGCAAGCAUGGGACCUUGCUGUGGACAUAUGCCUCUCUCAGCUGCCGACCAUCAUUGAGGAGGGUACUGCCUUCAGACACAGUCCAUUCUUUGCAGAGCAGUUGACGGCGUUUCAGGUGUGGCUGACAAUGGGUGUGGAGAACCGAAACCCUCCAGAGCAGCUCCCAAUUGUGCUGCAGGUUCUGCUCAGCCAAGUGCAUCGGCUACGAGCUCUGGACCUGCUUGGAAACUUCCUAGACCUUGGACCAUGGGCUGUGAGUCUGGCUUUGUCAGUGGGGAUCUUCCCUUAUGUCUUGAAGCUGCUUCAAAGUUCAGCUCGAGAGCUGCGACCGCUGUUGGUCUUCAUCUGGGCCAAAAUCUUAGCCGUGGACAGUUCCUGUCAGGCUGACCUGGUGAAGGAUAAUGGACACAAAUACUUCCUGUCCGUGUUAGCUGAUAAUUACAUGCCAGCUGAACACCGAACCAUGGCCGUCUUCAUCUUGGCUGUUAUUGUCAAUAACUACACUACUGGACAGGAGGCCUGUCUGCAGGGCAACCUCAUUGCCAACUGUCUGGAGCAGCUGUCGGACCCUCACCCUCUGCUCCGACAGUGGGUGGCCAUCUGCCUGGGUCGAAUCUGGCAGAACUUUGACCCAGCACGCUGGUGUGGCGUCCGGGACAGCGCCCAUGAGAAGCUCUACACGUUACUGUCUGAUCCCGUCCCUGAGGUCAGGUGUGCUGCUGUCUUUGCCCUCGGGACCUUUGUGGGCAACUCUGCUGAGAGGACGGACCACUCCACCACUAUUGACCACAAUGUGGCCAUGAUGUUGGCUCAGCUCAUCAACGAUGGCAGUCCUGUUGUUCGCAAGGAGCUGGUAGUGGCUCUGAGCCACCUGGUGGUCCAGUAUGAGAGCAACUUCUGCACCGUUGCCCUUCAGUUCAUCGAGGAGGAGAAGAACUACUCGGUACCCUCCCCAGCAAACACUUCAGAGCCUGGUAACCUGACCCCAGUGAGGGACAGUCCCGCCAUUCCCCGCUUGAGAUCCGUCAACUCCUAUACCAACAUCCGAGCUGUGACAACAGCCCGCAACCUGAACAAGAGCCUGCAGAACCUCAACCUCAGCGAAGAAGGUGGACCGGCAGCCUUCUCACCAGGAAACCUGAGCACCAGCAGCAGUGCCAGCAGCACUUUAGGAAGCCCUGACAAUGAUGAGUACAUCCUGUCUUUUGAAACCAUCGACAAGAUGAGACGAGUCUCCUCCUACUCCUCGCUCAACUCCCUCAUUGGCGUUUCCUUCAACAGUGUGUACACUCAGAUCUGGAGAGUUCUGCUGCAUCUCGCUGCUGAUCCAUUUCCUGAAGUGUCAGAUCUGGCAAUGAAGGUUCUCAACUGCAUCGCUUACAAGGCUACAAUGAACGCUCGGCCUCAGAGGAUCACGGACUCUGGGUCUCUCACACAGUCAGCCCCUGCCAGUCCCACCAGCAAGGGCGCACACAUCCAUCAGGCUGGUGGCUCUCCUCCCAUGCCAAGUGCUAGCAGCUCCAGUCUUACCAACGAUGUACCCAAACCCUCUACCAGAGAGCAGACCGCCACACGUCCCCCCUACACUCCCACAUUGGGAGGGCAGGCUCCCCACUCACAUCAGUUCCCCAGGACACGCAAGAUGUUUGACAAGGGACCUGAACAGGCAGCAGACGAUGGCGAUGAACCAGGGGGUCAUCGGAACUAUAUAAGCGCUGCACUGCAAACCGGACUCUGUGACUGGAGCGCAAAGUACUUCGCUCAGCCCGUCAUGAAGAUGCCAGAAGAACAUGACUUGGAGAGCCAGGUGAGAAUGGAGCGGCAGUGGAGGUUCCUGAGAAACGCUCGAGUAAGGAGGCAGAGCAGGACUAUCACACAAAGAGGCAUAUCCCGUUUGGAUGAUCAAAUAUUCAUUAACCGCAACCCAGGAGUUCCUUCUGUUGUCAAGUUCCACCCCUUCAAUACCUGUAUUGCUGUGGCUGACAAGGACAGUAUCUGUUUUUGGGACUGGGAAAAAGGCGAGCGCCUGGACUACUUCUACAAUGGAAACCCUCGGUACACUCGCAUCACCGCCAUGGAGUACCUGAACGGACACGACUGCUCUCUGCUGCUCACCGCCACAGAUGAUGGUGCACUGCGUAUCUGGAAGAACUUCGCUGAUCAGAAGAAUCCAGAGAUGGUAACGGCGUGGCAGGGUCUUUCUGAUAUGUUGCCGACGACCAGAGGUCAGCCUUCCUCCAGCGCACACAGUCUAGCCAGAAGGGUCUCCAUUUAUCUGGACCGAAGUAAGCAAGGAGGUGCAGGAAUGGUGGUGGACUGGGAACAGGACACUGGUCUCCUAAUGACAUCAGGUGACGUCCGUGUCAUUCGAAUCUGGGACACGGACAGGGAGAUGAAGGUCCAGGAUAUUCCGACGGGAGCGGACAGUUGCGUGACCAGCCUCUCGUGCGACUCACAGCGCUCGCUCAUCGUUGCUGGUCUGGGUGAUGGAUCAGUUCGUGUUUUUGACAGAAGGAUGGCCCCCAACGAAAGUCGCGUGAUGACAUACCGGGAGCACGGCGCCUGGGUGGUCAAAGCUCACCUUCGGAAGGAGACGGACGGCAACAUAAUCAGUGUCAGUGUUAAUGGAGACGUGCGAUUCUUCGAGCCGCGGUCGCCCGACUCCACCAAUGUGUUACAGACGGUGAAGGGACUGACAGCCCUGGACAUCCACCCGCAGGCGAACCUCUUAGCUUGUGGAUCCAUGAACCAGUUCAUAGCAGUUUACAACACCAAUGGUGACAUCAUCAGCAACAUAAAGUAUUACGAUGGAUUCAUGGGCCAAAGGAUUGGGGCCAUCAGCUGUUUAGCCUUCCAUCCUUACUGGCCUCACUUGGCAGUGGGCAGCAAUGACUACUACAUGUCCAUCUACUCGGCAGAGAAGCGGCUCAGAUAACACACCAGCAUCACCCCGACUCCCUAUCACCACACUUGACUUCUACCCCGGAACGCUCUGUGCCGGCUUGUAAAUUAUAUUGUACAUAUGCAAUUACAACCCUGAAUGUUCUUGUGAUGGCUGCUGACGAAACCGCUACAAACGACAAGAUAUACAUAUAUAGAUGUGUGUUCUAUUAUUGGUAUUCUCCUUGUUUCUCUGAGGCGGAUGAUUGUAUCUGGGCAGCACUGAGGACGCUGUAAAAAUGCUGAUGAUGAAAGGGUUUUUUUUUUGAAGACGUGUCACCUGCACUUCAAUGGACACCCACCUCCUCCAUCCACUGCAGAGUUGUUCCCUGAGACUCACUCUGGCGUUCUGCCUGCAGUGCUGGGAGAUGUACAGACGCCCUCAGGGCAGUGACCUUUUGUCCUCUACGCUGAUGACCACAGGACCUUGUGUGGACCCAGAGACUGUGACUGAGUCCACUUUGCUUUGCCAUAUAUGUGCCAUGUUGCUAUCCCACAACCCCUUACGGCUGCUGAGAAGGGGUCACCUCUGCACAUGUUUUCGCUAACAAGAGAAAGGAAUCACUUUAGUGCUGUGCCUCGCUCCCGUCAGGUCCUGCUCACCUGGUUAGAGAAGCAAUAACUGUCACACAUCCUGACUGGACAUUUGGUCCCUCUCAACUGGCCACAGCUCAACACCGACUCAUGACGUCAUGCGCAGUCCAGUGCUUCAGUGCUUGGCGAUGCUGCCACACCUCCUGCCAAGUGAACUUUUAGUUACUUUCUGCCCUGAGUUUUAAGUAGGUUUUAUUGCCAGACCUUCUUUCUGCAUGCGCUGUUUCUUUGCCACGUGCUCAGGUAUCUGUCUGUCAUCCCAUUGUAAUUCAACAGUCAGUCUCAGAGAUGUGCCUCUUCCACACAGUUUCUUAUAUGUUUGAACUUGUUCUUUUCUGUUUUGUUAUUUCUGGCAAUUUUAUGGUUUUAAAUUCUGCAACGCACACACACACAGACACACACACACGUCUGCAUCACUGAAGUGGAUCGCUUGACAGUCGGCCUGGCAACAACCUAGGCCUUGCAUCGCGCUGUCGUCUCUGACUGUCUAGUUUUAAGAUUUUUAGACUCGAGAUGUAGUUCAGCAAAGUAGGAGAGGGUACUGUCUGUGACGUCACGUUAGAAAAGACACCUGGUGGAGCGUUAACAAAAUAAACCAAAUAUAACACCACAUUUGUUUUUGCUCUUGUUUGCAU